AUGGGACAGAUUGACGAAGUCAACGAUGGCAGAGUUGUCCGCGAGACUUCCUCCACGAGCUCUCCUUCCAAUCUUUCGCCACAGCCAACUUACGCGGAAGAGAUGCCGGAGGAGAAGAAGAACUUAUGGCAGAAGUUCAAGACUCCAGGCUCGGUGUUACAAAUCAUCGCUGCUGCUUUGCUCGCUAUUGCGAUCGGUUUGAUUGUCACCACUCAGGUGGACGAGAUACCUGAUGCGGCUGUUGCUCUGCUUGCAAUUCCUGGUCAGCUAUGGCUGCGCGCCCUGAGAGCUGUUGUCCUUCCCAUGAUUGUAACGGCAAUGAUCAUGGCUAUUCAGCGUCUGCGCACCAUGACCCAGGGUGGCGGCAAAGCCGGCAAACUCGCUCGCUGGACUAUUGGCUACUACGUGAUCACGACCGUCAUCGCAGUCGCGCACUCUUGUAUCCUUGUCGGUCUCGUCUGGUCGAAACUCAUGACUGUAGUCAGCGGUGACCAGUUGCAAGUCGACGAGUCGGACCAAGAGACCAUUGACGAGCGUCAGGCUUUUGAGAUCCACGAUGUCGUUGUCGACAUGUUCUACUCCCUGGUCCCAAAUAACGUCGUCAACGCCAUGGCCACUGACAGUCUGCUUGCCGUAUUGGUCACCGCCGUGGUGCUGGGCUACUGUAUCAAGCCUGGCAGCGCCCUCAUCCGCGCCGUUGAGGAGAUCGAACAGAUCAUCAUGAAGAUCAUCACUUUCCUCAUCUACCUGGCGCCGGUCGGUGUCUUCUUCCUCAUCAUGCCCAACCUUUUCCGUCUCGACAUCGCAGAAAUUGGUCAGAACCUCGGCAUCUUGAUCGGUGGCACACUGUGCGGUAUGGUUCUACACCUCUUCAUUAUCAUCCCGAUCAUCUUCUUCGCCUUUACACGCAGGAACCCGUACACAUUGUGGAUGCGCUGCAGUCCAGCCUGGGUUACCGCAUGGGGAACUGCGAGCUCAGCUGCGACUCUCCCAGUCACUAUUCGAUGUGUCUUGGCUCAAAACGUCCCGGUUACGGUAACUAAAUUCGCCGUCCCUUUGGGUUGCUUGAUCAACAUGGACGGUACAGCCAUCUACUUCCCUAUUGUCGUUAUUUUCCUGGCUGCCACACAGGGUAUCACGCUUAACGCUGCUGACUACAUCAUCGUUGUCCUUCUCUCCACACUGGCAUCCAUCGGCACGACGCCCAUUCCAAGUUCGAGUCUAGUACUCGUCGUUAUGAUCUGCGGCUCUAUCAACGUUCCCGUCACUGGGAUGUACGCUGUUGUCGUGGCCAUCGAUUGGUUCCUGGACCGCUUCCGUACUAUGGUCAACGUCAGCUGUGACGUCUUCGCUGCUGUCAUCGUCACAAAGAUUACUGGUAUUGUGGAUGACCCAGAGGAUGAGCUUCAUGAUGCGCACGCAGAUUCCGCUCAUGGUGCGAAUGUCGAUCCGAACACAUUGCGCGAGACGCAUGGCGAGGGCAAGGUGUAA
This is a messenger RNA of Didymella exigua CBS 183.55, 1491 nucleotides long. Its product is annotated as Sodium:dicarboxylate symporter. The transcript is spliced from 2 exons. Gene Ontology annotation, cellular component: plasma membrane. The coding region runs from base 1 to 1491 and encodes 496 amino acids. NCBI's taxonomy places the organism in Eukaryota, Fungi, Ascomycota, Dothideomycetes, Pleosporales, Didymellaceae. Gene Ontology annotation, molecular function: neutral L-amino acid transmembrane transporter activity; L-glutamate transmembrane transporter activity; glutamate:sodium symporter activity. Gene Ontology annotation, biological process: L-glutamate transmembrane transport. The record is from RefSeq and is a predicted model, not a curated record.